GUCGCAAACGACAAGAUCUAUGGUAACGUGUCCCGUGAUGCACUGACGCGUCUUUACUAUUGUGCCCUUUUCUUAUUGGUUAGAAUGUUCUGCUUACAUGAUGUGUUUCUGCCCCCUAGUGCCUAAAGGAGGUUGGGAGUUGUCGGAUGUUACUUUAGAGAGGGCAGCCUCGCGGGAAGCCUUAGAAGAAGCGGGCGUUCGAGGCAGCAUAACUCGAUUUGUCACAACCAUCAACUCGCCAUCAACAACAUAUCACUUCUACGAACUUGAAGUCACGAGUCUCGACAAGGACUGGUUAGAAAGCCGGGAGCGGAAAAGAGAGUGGGUGGAUUAUGCCGAGGCGUUGAAACGGAUCUCAUGGAAGACCGAACUUGCGCAAGGACUAAUGCUUUCUACGUUGGCGCCACGGCGGUAGUCGAUGUUGUCCUGCUGUGCAAGCCAGCGCCACUUCAAACAGACCGCUAAUGGUUGCAAAUUACCAUGCUUAGAACGUCGCCGUCAUCUAUACUUUACUCAUCCACUUUAAAGAUACCACCUAUCCCAGCAGUGCUCUUGUUUUCACACUUUUCGCAUCACACGCACUCCACUUCAUCUCGUCAUUCUACGUGCAUAUCUUGCUAUCACAUGUACCCCUUAUCCAACCUCGUUGGCAACGUCAUCCUCGGCAUACGCAUCAUUCGUCGUGGUAGACUUCAUGUUCGCGGACUUUCGCCUAGUAUUUUAUCCAUGCUAUAGAUGUAGUUACAUGUUUUAGCUUUCAUCAAAUAUCGGCGUUCAAUUGUGCGUAUGUGCGUUUCGUCCUGGGUGCAAACAAAAUAUUUCUCGGGCGGU
Messenger RNA from Suillus bovinus, 831 nucleotides. RefSeq lists its product as uncharacterized. Bases 98 to 415 code for a protein of 105 amino acids. Gene Ontology annotation, biological process: adenosine 5'-(hexahydrogen pentaphosphate) catabolic process; diphosphoinositol polyphosphate metabolic process; diadenosine hexaphosphate catabolic process. The record is from RefSeq and is a predicted model, not a curated record. Gene Ontology annotation, molecular function: bis(5'-adenosyl)-pentaphosphatase activity; diphosphoinositol-polyphosphate diphosphatase activity; endopolyphosphatase activity. Gene Ontology annotation, cellular component: cytoplasm; nucleus. The transcript is spliced from 4 exons. Lineage: Eukaryota; Fungi; Basidiomycota; Agaricomycetes; Boletales; Suillaceae.